Encephalitozoon cuniculi GB-M1 is the source of this 2448-nucleotide messenger RNA. Its product is annotated as telomerase reverse transcriptase. The record is from RefSeq and is marked provisional. Gene Ontology annotation, cellular component: telomerase catalytic core complex. The transcript has a single exon. Lineage: Eukaryota; Fungi; Microsporidia; Unikaryonidae. Bases 1 to 2448 code for a protein of 815 amino acids. Gene Ontology annotation, molecular function: telomeric repeat DNA binding; telomerase RNA binding. Gene Ontology annotation, biological process: telomere maintenance via telomerase.
AUGCUGGAACUUCUGAAGAGCUUCGGGUUUCUAUCUCUCAGGGACUUUUUAGCAGCCUAUGGUGUCGCAGAUCUUCCAGACAUAGUGGACAGGGUAUAUGUACGGGCAAGUCGUACACCUGUAGUUUCUUCGUUCAAAAGCACCCAGAAGGACGUAGAGCUGAUUUCAAAAGCGGUCAGGACACUCCUUAUAAAGAAUCGAGACAACCAUCUGUGUGCAGGAUACAAAUGGUGGAGCCCAGGGCUUCCUGGAGCUAGCACCAAAAUCAUAUGCUACUUCCCGAACUCUUCCUCAAGAAUCCUUAGGUCUCAUGAGUGGAGUUGGCUGAUGAGAUCGAUCGGCGAUGAACUGGCUUUUUUCAUACUUACGGAAUGUCUUGUAAUUCAGAUGCUGAACAGCGGCUAUGUCUUUCUAGCAGGGGAUUUCAAGAGCCUCAGCGGAAUGGCAACUGAAAGAGUAAGCAACGCCAUAGGAAGGAACGUGCUUUUCUACAAGGAGACCAGAAGAAUAAGCUUUUGCUCGUUGUCUGCAUUUGAGUAUGUCUUCGAGGCCCACAACUCUGAAAAGUACAAGGUAAUACAGAAGGACGCAAGAGAUGUAUUGGAGAGCAUAGAAAGGCGGUGGAAGAAGAUAUCCACCCAUGCAAUCUUCAAAUCCUUUUUUAAGGAUGAGCUUGCCAUCGAAGAUAAGAGCAGCGCUCUGGAGUGUGGCGUCAAGCAGUCUAAACUUGUGAAUUUCCUGUUCCUCAUUUCAAAGAAACUGUUCAAGGAUGCCUUCGACCUGCAUGGAUUCAGAAUACUAAAGUCCAGACUGUCUCUUCUGAUCCACAGGAACCGCUAUGAAACAGUCAGUAAGAAUGAGCUGGUAAAGUACUUUAGAAUUUCCCGGUUCAAGUUCUUCAGGACGUUGAGAUGCACAAGAAGCGAGUUUGUCUUCAGAUUCAGAGUUUCGUCGAGGUUUCUGGUCUACAUCACGGAGAAGCUGAUAAUACCGAUCAUCUCGAAAUAUUUCUAUUGCACGGAGACAUCCUUUUCAAAGUUCAAGGUGCACUACUUUCCUAGAUCCAUUUGGCGACACUUCUCAAGCAUUCAUAUCGACAGAUUCUUGGAGAAAUUUGAGCCCGCAAAAGGAAGCACAACCCAUUCCUAUUCUGAGUUGAGGUGUAUUCCGAAGAUGAAUGGAGCCAGAAUUAUUUCGAACAUGUCCAAGGCCAGGAAUGGAAGGCCGUCGAUCAACAAGAGCAUUUAUCCGGAAUUUUGCGUUUUGAGACACGAAACCCACGGGAUGCUUGGGAACUCGAUUCUAAACCAUUCCGGAAUGUAUGAAAAGCUCUCCUCCUACCUGUCUCGGUCCGUAAGGCCCCUAUAUAUCCUAAAGGUUGACCUCUCUGGAUGCUUCGAUAACAUUCCUCAGGACGAAGUUGUGAGUCUGGUCAGGAGGCUCCUGCAUAAAAGCAGGUACCACACAAAAAGCUUCUCUAUAUUGGAGGAGGUCGGCGGAGAGCUGAGGAGCAGGUAUGUCUGCAAGGUUACUGAAAAUGCGGAAACCAUCAACGAACUAAUGAUGGAGCCAGGAGCCUUUGUGAACAAAGUUGUAAAGGAAAAUGCCAGCCAGAGGAUCCUAAGCAGGGAGGAGGUUGAGGGAGCCAUGACGAAUAUGAUCAAGAGGAACUAUGUAAAACACAACGGGAAACUCUUCGUUCAAAAGACCGGGAUUGCCCAGGGGUCUGUGGCAUCCACGCUUCUGUGCAGCCUGUACUACAAGAGCAUCGACGACCUAUAUUUUGACAGAGUCUUCAAAGAGGGCAUACUUACACGGUAUGUCGACGACUUCCUUGUGAUUUCGCCAUGCAUAGACGAAAUAAUGAAGUUUCUGGAGGUAUCCCAGUCGAUCUCUCAUCUGGGAAUCAACUUCAGCAAGGAAAAGAUGGAAUCAAACUUCGGGCUGGAGGAGCAUUUAAAAGCGGCAUCCAGCAUUUCCGAACUAUCGAAGCACAAACACAGCAUGAAGAUAACGAAUGCGCCUGUUGGAUGGUGCGGAACAAAAAUAUACUCUGAUGGCUUCUCAAUCAAGUCACAGACCGCGGAUCCGUAUCUUCCUUUUUCGAUUGCCCAUAGCUCGACGAAGCCUGGAAGAGCUCUGGAGUCCAGGAUGAGGAAACUUCUACAGAACAGGAUGUCCAGAAUCUACAUAGAUCCAAAUAACAAAAAAGCAUACGAAAAUAUAUAUGACACGUUUUUAUUCUAUGGGAAAAAGCUGGGGCUUCUUCUUGGGAGAAUGGACUUUAUUAACCGCUCCUUUGCCAGAAGGACCCUUGAGCACUCUAAACGCUUUGCUUUUAGGAUCUGCAGAAAACACGGAAUUUCUAUAACAAGAAAGAAAAUAGAGGACAUAGCAUCCAGGGCUUUUGACCAGAGUGGAGUCAGCAGGAUCGUGCUGACUCCCUGA